AUAUAGUUUAUAUACGUCGUGAAUAUUGUACCCAGUAUAAUAUAUAUGUAUACAUAUAAUGAAAAUAUGACGUAUAGUAAAUAUUUCCUCAAUGGAUAAAAUUAGUUUUUCGCUUCUAUAUUGAACAUUGAAGUAUUGUGUUCAUGUCUAUUCUGCUUCAAUCGGUCAAUAUUUGACUGGCAAUAUUUGGCAGUAAAAGCACUUCGAUGCAUCGAUUUUUCAUCCAUGUUCGUCGCUUUAACCUUCUACAAAAUAUACAUUAUGUUAAUUCCACUUCAAUGAGAUUCAAUAGCAAUAUUACAUUUGUUACUAAUAUACUAAUACCAGAAUUCCCUGUAAACUUUUUAUUAACUACAUAUCUUUGAAUUAUAAAAUGUUCCUUCUAAUACAUAUUAAACAUUUCUAAAUAAUUGUUGUAUGUGCAAUUUUGAUCACGUAUUGCGAAUUCCAAAGCGGCAGUUUUUCAAAAACUCGCAGCUGUUAUUGACUCUGGUAGAUGGCACUAUGUUCCAACAUAAGUUCAUAUUCUUUAUUUGUCCGACUGAGCAGGAAGUCUGCUUGAAACAGAUCAAAAUGAAUAUUUUUUAGACGUGGUUCUUUCUACGAGAGAAACUACAGAAUUGCAUAGAAAUAUAUAAUUUCUCGCCCUCGUUAAUACCGUAACGUAACAAUUACUUCUUCCAGUAAUAAAUCCAAGUAUUUCAAUGACGUGAAUUUACCUUUAAAAUUCGUACCAUCGAUCGAGUUUCAUACCUUGAUAUUUGUCACUGUAAAAUAAGAGAAACUGGAACAGAACUGGAAUCUCUAGUUUCCAAAAGACAUAUACGAUAUUCCUAGAACCUAGAACACGUGAGCGAGCAAUGACAGCUGUAAAUAUUUCAUUAAUCGGAAAAUUGGAAAAGCCUGUACGGGGCACCAAAAUUCAGUUGCUCGUUCGGCAAAAGUCGGCGAGGUUCGGCAGCGGUCGCGUGGUCAUCGAAGCGUACAACACGUAGAUAGAAUACAAAGAAAAUCGGCUUCGUGAGCGCCGUAAGCCAUGACCCAUUCGUUUCAUGGACAAACCGAAAUCAGACGGUUGAGAAGUUAUGACAUCGUCUUCGUCGUGGUAAUCGAUCUUUUUCUCUCGUACGUCUGCACUGCUACGAUUGGCCGGCAAGUGCUAACUUGCUAAUUGCUGCCAAGUCGUACGGCUCGUUCCGAUCACGCGUAACGGCAUCUCGUGUGCGUAACAGUAACAGUGUGCACAGGCCAAAAACCAUUUGGUAGACUUGCCGGAUCGACAUCUUGCACAUUGUUCUCUGUCAGUCGUAGUCCUCUCGUAGUCCCGUGCAUCGUGCAUCGUACGUCAUAUUAUACGGUCCCCUCGUGGAACUGCUGUAUGCUUUGAUUCGCGCAGUAUCGAUUCGCCAGGCGGCUGGUUUACAACCGGCGUGCACGCUGUAUAGCACCCACGCCGACAGUGAAGCUUCGACUGCAGACGCGUGUGUAGUUAACCCAGUGGCCAGCGACACCGAGCUACGCACACGGAAGAGCAACGUUAUCAACAUCUCGAUGGUGAAGCAGUGCAAUGUGUCAGUGGCAGGGAGAAAUUGCCUUGCCGUUUUCGGCCAAUCGACGUACAAAGGGCGCCGGAGAAAACGUCUCUUACGUGAAAAAGCGUUGAAAAAGAUGCUAACGCCGGGACGAUCGGGAUCAAUCAGUCCCGCGGAGAUCGGCAAUGUACCGGACACGAAGGAUCCUGGGGCAGCAGGAAAUGGUUCGGGAACUUACAUGCGUGGUGCGCGCAGCCCAGGCUCCUACGAGGGCGACGACAGGGCGAAAGAGUUCCUUUCGACCGGGAGAGCCGGAAGGAGGAAUGCCCUGACGGAGAUUUUGGGCCGCCACGCUGAACCUGCGAUGUUGGAUCUGCCGGAUCGAUUCGAAGAGCUUUCCAUGGAGACAGUUGCAGGUCAAUCGAGCAGUGGUGGGCAAGAUCCGAAUUCGCCAGGCACCUCGAAACAACAGGGUUGACACAGCCCCUGGUUUCGUUCUAUGAAUACCUCGGUCGCAACAUCGACGGGACGUGCCAUUGACGGGAAACGCAGCAGCAACAAAAGAACUGGUUGUUUGAAGUUGCACGAGAAACGAGUUGCUGAAACACGCAGCAUCGGGCCGUCACUCGAUGUCACGCUCGGCCUCGAACUUCACGCAUCGUUUAUCUCGUCGUUACGUUGGCGAAUACGCCGGUGUGGUUGCUCCUUGAAAGCCAGCUGCACACGUGCGCUACUGUAGGCAUGUGAUUUAACGCGAGUGUGGAGAGCACGCUAUUGGAAACGAGCGUCGCAGCUCGUGUUGUUAGUAACGAACAGAGACAUAUUCACAAUAUGCAUUGAAAUAGCCACGAUUAGUUAGCAAGUUUGAUAUUAUUGAAGCAACAACGUCGCAGACAAUUCAGCAGCUCUUGCGACGCGUCGUUAAUAAAAGUAGGCGACGCGCUCUGGAAAAAAGAGAGCACCGCGAGAAAAUGGUUUUUCCAAACGCGUUUAGAAUUACACGCUUUACAGUGGCGGAUGAACGAAUAUUUUUUUUUUUUUUUUUAUUGCAAGUGCGUUCUCAAGUUGCACUCUCCGAGGUUCUUAGAGCGACCACUGUGAGAAUAGUCAGUGGGACAAACGAGUACGCGCUUUGCCAGGAUCUUCUUUUUGUGACAUGUUCGCUGUACUUCAUAAAUCGUGUUGCGAUCUUUUCACGCUGUACUUGCGACAAAGUAGGAUAAAGUCUGUCUUCAGCUGUUUCACGGCUUUCCGGGAACAGGAGAGCGAACGAAGACGUCUCUUCCUCCUGUCGAGGAAAAUGGUCGGUUUUCUCAUUUCCUAAAGAUGUUUCUUAACUUGUAUUAAUGUAAUAAAUAGACUGCGAACUUUCGUGCAUUUUUAUAUCUUUAUGAAUGGAGCUAAAGAAACGAGCCUUUGUUUCGUCUCUACUGAACAUUAGAGUAAAUAUCUUGCUUUGGAUAUUUAACAUACUGUUGGAUAUACGCGUCAAAAUAAAUGCACAAAAAUCCGCAGUCCGACAUUAAAUAAUCGUCCGCUCUUUCGUUCUCGGUUAAUGACUAAUUGUGAAUUGCGAAGUCAAUAAUUGUUCUAGAAAAUCGAGGUUGUCUCGUUGCGCGUGUAGUUCUGUCCUAUAAAGAAAAACAUGAAAAUGUCGAGAUAGAUCUCGUCGCACCUUAAUCUCUUUCUACCAGAGCACGUCGUGUACGUGUGAGUAUAGUUGGAGAAUCGCACGAUGGGAAACACUUGCUGUCUGUCUCACGGGAUAAAUCUUUCAUGUCGUGACGUCGUGAAUGUUGUAUACCGAUAGGUCAGCGUGUUUGUACGUGUGUACGCCCCCAUGGGCACCUUGUGAAUUGCGAAUAUGGUUCACAGAAACGAGUAUGAUCCUUUGUAUAAAUUUGUCGGGUUCUGUUACCACUGGA
Bombus huntii is the source of this 3457-nucleotide messenger RNA. RefSeq lists its product as uncharacterized. Gene Ontology annotation, biological process: negative regulation of cAMP-dependent protein kinase activity. Lineage: Eukaryota; Metazoa; Arthropoda; Insecta; Hymenoptera; Apidae. Gene Ontology annotation, cellular component: nucleus; cytoplasm. The coding region runs from base 1552 to 2010 and encodes 152 amino acids. The transcript has 4 exons. The record is from RefSeq and is a predicted model, not a curated record. Gene Ontology annotation, molecular function: cAMP-dependent protein kinase inhibitor activity.